Molecule: messenger RNA, 1569 nt
Organism: Aureobasidium uvarum
Lineage: Eukaryota; Fungi; Ascomycota; Dothideomycetes; Dothideales; Saccotheciaceae
Source: the annotation of a GenBank genome assembly
AUGUCUGUCGAAGGACUUCUAUUUGGACGAUCCACCAUCAACCUGUCUGAUCAACAUCCCAAUGCAAGUCGCAUCUUCUGGCUCUGGUCGACCUACCUCGAGAAUGUCAAUCCCGCAGUCAAGAUGCUACAUAUCCCCACAGUGCAGCCCCUGAUAUUGAACGCGGCCUCAGAUCCCAAGAAGCAGAUAUCCGCACCCAAACAAGCUCUCUGUUUUUCGAUAUAUCUAAUUGCUAUUGGUUCUGUACCUCAAUGUAACCAUGCUGAGGCCGAGAGGAUAAUGGAUCAACCAGUCAAUGAAUUGAUCGACUUGUACACUGGGUUGGCUCAACAAGCCCUGGUCAAUGCACGCUUUCUGCAAGCACCUAGUUUCAUCACACUUCAAGCCUUGACCCUCUUUCUGGUCGCACAACGAGCAAGGCUUGACUCUCAAACGCUAUGGCAGUUGACCGGAGUGGCAAUUCGUAGCGCUCAGCAGCUGGGCUACCAUCGGGAGAAGGCGCUCAGAAGCCCGUCUGUAUCUGUGUUCCAAGCAGAGUUGCGUCGACGCUUAUGGUGGGAGUUGACACUUCUGGAAAGUUUUGCUGCUAAGCAAUGCGGCGUUACUUCUAUGCUUUACUCCCGGUCGGCUUGGGAUACUAAUCGACCCUUGAACGUCAACGACUCAGACCUCCAUCCUGAGAUGAACCAGAUUCUUGAAGUACGCGGCAUCACCGAGAUGAGCUUUUGUAGCGCCCGAUUUGAGAUUGGUGAGCUCACGAUGGCCUACACCAGUCCGGACUGGCAGUCGUCACAAGACAUGAGUCAGGCAGACGCUGCCAUCCAGAAAUUACAGCAGCGUCUUGAAGACAGACUUUUGAAGUAUUGCGAUCCUUCCAUACCCAUGCACAGAAUGUUGCAGAUGUUUGGCAGAGGCGCCCUUGCGCGUAUCAGGUUAACUCUUCGACGACAUCAAAUGUUUGCCAAGUCUGGUCUAUCUCUAGAGCAACGAGAUUGUACUUUCCUGCUCUGCCUGCAGCUGGCUGAGGCACCGAACAGAUUUGCGAAAGACCCGACAAUACAAAAGUUCCUCUGGCAGGCCAAUGCAUUUUUUCCUUUGGACGCUUUCAUGUUUCUGCUGGGAGAGAUAGCUUACCGGACUAUCGGACAACCUCUUCCAGCGCCAGUUGAGACCGUGUGGGCAGAGGUAGAGAAGGCUUACGAGUCUCAACCGCGCCUCAUGCGCGACGAAAGCAAUGCCAUCUAUAGUGCAGUCAGGAAUCUCACUCUCAAGGCUUGGGAAAAGUCCACAAGUGAUCGAAAUGUUGAGCAGCUUGUACCUCACUUCAUACGAAUGCUUCAGUCAAAACUACCGAGCAACAAGGCUGUAGAAAAAGCGGCUCAGACGGCAUGCGAACCCAUAAUCUCUCCUGAUAACAUGGCAACGAAUACUUUCGAUGGAAGCGAGUUCGAUUUUGAUCUUGACAGUCUGGAUUCGAGUUGGAGCAAGAUCGCUAUCCCGGACGAUCCUGAGUUCUGGGAGUACUGGCAGCAAUUCACUACGGACGUGCCGGGGCUCCCUAUCGUUUGA